GAGAUCUAUGUUCAUUUCUUUUAGCAUUCGGAUGCUAAAUAAUAAUAUCAUAACUGCACCGUCUAACAAUUAGUUAAUGCAAAUCUACGUUACAUAGCUAAACAAAUUUAUUAUCGAUAGAUAUUUAGUUACUUAAAAAUAUGGAAUUCAAUUAAGAAAUACAAACAUUCGAUCAUAAGAAAAAGCGCUUAAUUUGAAUGGUAGGAGUAUCACGUGGUUUUUCAUCGCAGAAAUCCUCACACAUGAUGGUGGUCAGAUUCAGUCAGAUUAGGCUAGUCAAUAUAGUGAUCAGUAUUGGUAAAAAAAUUUUGUAUUUGUAUCGGUGGUUUAGCAUUAUUUACUAACAAAAAUUACGUUUUUUGUUGUUGUAAAUACGCUAAAAAUUAAUAUUUCAAUGCAAUUGUAAAAUAAAUAGAAUUGUCAUUAAAUGGAAAUCGUAAAAGUCGAGAAUUUGUGUAAAGUAAAUUCAAUGGAAAACGAAAUUACAUGAAACUGCUCUGAUCUGUCAUGACAGGUGAUAUAUUUGUUAAUAAGGAAUAUGGAAUAAAUAAAAAUGUUCGUAAGAGACCCUUGUGGCAUUGUGUGCAUCAUAGUCACGUACAUUGCUGUAUUUUAUGCAGAUUACGUCGUUGUACGUUGGGUUAUUUUGCCUAGUUUACAAGACAGUUUGUGGGGUCCCUUUCAUGUAGUGGCUUUCAACACUGUUGUAUUAUUAUUGAUAAUGUCACAUUUGAAGGCAGUCUGCAGUGAUCCUGGUGUUGUACCACUACCACAAAGUCGUAUGGACUUUUCUGAUAUUCAUACAGAUAAUUCAGAGACAAAAAUUGAAUGUGAUGAAAGAGACAAUUGGACUGUGUGUACUAGGUGCGAAACUUAUAGACCUCCCAAAGCCCAUCAUUGUAGAAUUUGUAAACGAUGUAUUAGAAGAUGGGAUCAUCAUUGUCCCUGGAUAAACAACUGUGUGGGAGAAAGAAAUCAAAAAUACUUUAUCCAAUUUCUGGUCUAUGUUGGAAUAUUGGCCAUUUAUGCACUAGGCUUGGUGAUAACGUCAUGGGUUAUAGAAUGUUCUCAUUGUAGCAAUGAUAUGGCCGUCAAACAAACGCGCAUCUUGCACUGCGUUAUAUUGGUGUUGGAAUCAGCGUUGUUUGGCAUGUUUGUCAUCGCAGUACUGGUAGACCAAUUUCUAGGUAUUCUGGGAGAAGAAAACACAAUGGAACGUGUGCAAAAUAGUCAUCAUUAUAAGAGAAAUAGUUCACGUACUUUUGUGUUACUGUCUCAGGUUUGUGGUAAGGGUCAUCCAAUUUUGUGGAUGCUCCCAUGCCAAAAUCCACCAAAAUAUACUUUCAGAAAAGAUGCGUACCUGAUUGAUCAUGAAAUUUAAGCACACAUGUAAUUAAUUCUUGAGUAAUAACUGCUUUGUUGUGGCUUUCUAUGCCAUAAUUAUUUUCUUAUAGUUAUCAAGAAUCUUUCCAUUAUUUAAUGCAUAAAAAAUGAAAUUCAUAAUACAUUGAAAUAUAUAUAUAUAUAUAUAUAUAUAGGGUGACCUAUUUGAAUAUUUGAAUUUAAUUAUCUCCUAUAAAUUAUAGGUUGCUUCUAGCAAUGUUCUAAAUGAAACUUACUCUGUUUCGAGGAGAAUAUCUUAUGAUAGUCAGAAAUUCUCUCUAGGUGGAUGUGCUCCGAGAUUUUAAGGUGACCUUGACUUUUUUAAGUGAAAUAUUACGUUUUUUCUAGAUAAGCUUGUAGUCCAUUCUAAUGCGAAUUCAUUGACCUAUAAUACUUUGGUCUUUCAAGGUCGUCAAGGUCAUUUAAUGCCGCUCAAAAUUUACCUUCGUUAAAUGUCCCUAAAAUUGAUCUAGUCCGAAUAUUUCCUCGAGUUGUGCGUAAACAUCAUGCAAACUCACAAUAAUGAAUGUUUCGUUACCAAAUAGGUAAAGUUAGAAAGACCACAGUUUUAUAAGUCAAUGAAUUCGUCUUUGAAUGGAUUGCAAGCUUAUCUAGAAAAAAAAA
Messenger RNA from Megalopta genalis, 2007 nucleotides. RefSeq names its product DNZDHHC/NEW1 zinc finger protein 11 (gene Dnz1). Gene Ontology annotation, molecular function: palmitoyltransferase activity. The record is from RefSeq and is a predicted model, not a curated record. NCBI's taxonomy places the organism in Eukaryota, Metazoa, Arthropoda, Insecta, Hymenoptera, Halictidae.